Molecule: messenger RNA, 750 nt
Organism: Ogataea parapolymorpha DL-1
Lineage: Eukaryota; Fungi; Ascomycota; Pichiomycetes; Pichiales; Pichiaceae
Product: Protein HYM1
Exons: 1
Coding region: 1-750 (249 amino acids)
Biological process (GO): intracellular signal transduction
Molecular function (GO): protein serine/threonine kinase activator activity
Source: RefSeq, a predicted model, not a curated record
AUGAAAGGGCCAGAGAAUUCCGAAAUCUCAAUUAACACCGGGCAUAUGCUGCGCGAGGCAAUUAAGUACGAGCAAAUUGCAAGAUACCUCAUCUUCAAACCCAUUUUCUGGAAUUAUUUUGAUUAUUGUGAAUAUGGUUCAUUUGAAACAUCAACAGAAGCAUUUCUAACUUUAAAUGACUUUUUGACUACCCACAAACUGGUCGCUAGUGAAUUCUUCAACUCCAAUUUAAACAAAUUUAUUGACAGAAUCAACAGGUUAAUAGUGUCCCCGAAUUAUGUCACAAAAAGACAAUCGGUGAAACUGCUCGCCCAGCUCAUUUUAGAUAAGCCUAACUACAACCUUAUGACUACUUACGUGAACUCGCCGCAUAAUCUGAAGUUGAUCAUGAUCCUUCUGGGUGACAAAUCUAAAAACGUACAAUUUGAAUCAUUCAAUGUAUUCAAAAUAUUCAUUGCCAACCCAAGAAAAUCGAAAAGCAUAAUUGAAAUACUGACGAAAAAUCGUGAGCGCCUCUUGCAAUUUCUGAGAACCUUUGCGAAUGAUAGGAAGGAAGAUGAACUAUUCACAGUGGAGCGCAAUUUUGUCAUUGAACAAAUAGAAAACUUGCCGAGGUUGGUUCAGUUGCAGAACGUGAACGCGAAGGGUACGGAAACGGACAUACAAGGAGGCAAUAAAGGGUUACAGAACAUGCCACCAUUAUCAAACGAUGGGAUCCCUGAUUCAAAAUACAAUCAUAAAAAGAACUGA